UUUUGUCCCCAGUAUGCGAAACUAGCAGAAAGUGAAAGGAUGGAUUGAUCCUGUGCUCCGCGCAGCGCGCAGUGGUUGUUGUUUUGGUCCCAUCUGUUUUCCCUUUGUUUUGACAGAGGGAAGUUGGGUAUCCUGAUGUGCUCGCGUGUGCGCAAGUGUCGUUGCAAGUGCGUGCGGGCACUUUGUGCCCAGAGCAGGGACGGGGGGAUCAGAAACAGCUAAAACAGCUACGAGCGACGAUGGCCAACAUGGUGUGAGUUUGUGAGAUUGUGUGCCACCAUGGUGUCCGCGAGGGAUCCUGUGUGGGCCGUGGUCAGCUUGUUGCACCUCGUGGCUCCCCUGCUGUCAACGCCUGUCGUCCAGCAAGGGAUGCCACUGGGUGACAUGAUCCGGUACUCGGAGCCGGCACGCUACGACGCCCACGCCCUGCGCGUCCAGCACCGCCGCCUCCGACGCAGCCUGCUGACACGGCCCUCGGCGCAGCGGCCGCCCCCGAACCACGACCCCGGGGGCGGCACCGGGGGCGGCACCGGGGGCGGCGACGGAAACCACCUCACGCUCAACUUCACGGCGCACCACCGGGACUUUCGGCUGCACCUGAGGCCCGACACCUCGGUCUUCGCGGACGACGUGGCAUUCGAGGGUCCUCACGGCGCGCUGCACUACGACACCACCAGGGCCUUCACCGGCACGCUCGAAGGCGAGGACGACACGCUGGUGCAGGGCGUGGUGACGGCGGACGGCCUGUUCGACGGCUCCAUCCUGACGCCGUCCGAGGAGUACUACGUGGAGCCGGCGGCGCGCUACCUGCGCGAGGCGCCGUUCCACAGCGUCAUCUACCGCUCCUCGGACGUGGCCGGCGUGGCGGACGGCGGCUGCGCGUCGCAGCGCCUGCACGAGCGGCGCACGCGGGACCGGCGGGACGCGCGGAGCGGGCGCCGGGAGCGCGUCAAGCGGUGCGAGGAGAGCUUCGGCGACCUGAGCGCACACGAGCCCGCGCGGCCGCGACAGUACCCGCGACCCGAACCGCCACCACCCACCGCCGCCAAGCCCGCCGACGCGGAGCGCGAGCCGUCCUCGCUGGAGGACUACAGCGAGCCCUACAACACGUACAGCCUGAACAAGCCGCACAGCAGCAAGGGACAGGGCCUCGGCCACGGCCUCGGCCACGGCCUGGGGACCGGCCUCGACACGCAGCCCCCGGACAACUCGGUGCGGGUGCCCGUCAAGGGGGAGAACGCGACAGGACGGUCGCUCGAGUCCAAGACCGCCCUGCCGGAGAACGUGGGCAAGAUCGUGCUCUACAACCACACGAUCCUGAUCCGGCCCAAGCUGGGGCCCGGCGGCGAGGAGGAGACGGUUGACGUGGAGCACACGGACAACCUGGCCGGCAAGGAGCCGCAGGUGAUCCCCUACUCCAAGGUGCUGUCGGGCUACUACCUGCCCGAGGACGACCCGCGCCAUUUCAACAAGCGCGCCACGGCCGUGGACCCCAAGAAGACGACGUGCAUGCUGUACCUGCAGGCCGACCACCUGUUCUACCAGAAGUACGGCACGGAGGAGGCCUGCAUCGAGGUGAUGACGCGCCACGUGCAGCGCGUCAACGCCAUCUACCGCUCCACCGACUUCAACCAGGACGGCAAGCCGGACAACAUCAGCUUCAUGAUCAAGCGCAUCAAGGUGCACUCGACGGACGCGCUCAACGACCCGUCGUACCGCUUCCCGGACAACUACGGCGUCGAGAAGUUCCUGGAGCUGUUCUCGGAGGAGGACUACGACGCCUUCUGCCUGGCCUACAUGUUCACGUACCGCGACUUCGAGAUGGGCACGCUGGGGCUGGCGUGGACGGGCGACCUGAAGAACGCGGGCGGCGUCUGCGAGAAGAACGGCCACUACCGCGGCAGCCUCAAGUCGCUCAACACGGGCAUCGUGACGCUGCUCAACUACGGCAAGCACGUGCCGCCCGCCGUGUCGCACGUGACGCUGGCGCACGAGAUCGGCCACAACUUCGGCUCGCCGCACGACCCCGAGCUGUGCACGCCGGGCGGCGAGGACGGCAACUUCAUCAUGUUCGCGCGCGCCACCUCGGGCGACAAGAAGAACAACAACCACUUCUCGCCGUGCUCGCUCAACAGCAUCAACCCCGUGCUGAACGCCAAGGCGCGCAGCGCCAAGGGCUGCUUCACGGAGCCGCAGACGGCCAUCUGCGGCAACGGCGUGGUGGAGCCGGGCGAGGAGUGCGACUGCGGCUGGGAGGAGGACUGCCGCGACAAGUGCUGCUACCCGCAGCGCCGCUACCCGCCGCCGGGGGAGCCGCCCUGCCGCCUCACGCCGCGCAGCCUGUGCAGCCCCUCGCAGGGCCCCUGCUGCACCGCCGAGUGCGGGCUGCGCUUCGGCGACAAGUGCCGCGACGACAACGGCUGCCGCGACUCGAGCUUCUGCGACGGCCGCGGCCCGCACUGCCCGCCCUCCGUCAACAAGCCCAACAAGACCAUCUGCAACGACGAGUUCGUCUGCUUCAUGGGGGAGUGCACCGGGUCCAUCUGCCUGGCGUACGGCCUGGAGUCCUGCCAGUGCAUCCCCGGGCCCACCGACCCGCCCACCAAGGCGUGCGAGCUGUGCUGCAAGCAGCCCGGCGACUCCAACCCUUGCCUAUCGUCGUUUCUGUGGAACUCUGUUCCGUACGAUGUACCUGAUAUGUUCUCCAAGCCCGGUACUCCUUGCAACGAUUACAAUGGCUACUGUGAUGUCUUCCAAAAAUGUAGAGAGGUCGACCCGUCGGGACCACUCGCCACUCUCCGAAAACUGCUUCUGUCGGAGGAGAGUAUAGCUAGUUUCAAGAAAUGGGUGUCGGACAAUUGGUACUUCGUGGUGCUCAUCGGCGUCGUUUCCCUAAUCAUCCUGGUUUUGAGCGCAAAGUUCCUGGCGAAGCGUCCCGACGCCAAGCUGCUGGCCGUCACCAUCAUCCACAGCUCGACCACGGAGACGGUGCGGCUGCCGGGGGAGGGCCCGGGGGGCGGUGCCGGGGGCGUGGGGGCGCAGCCGACCAUCGUGCACCCGGCGGCGGCGCGCAAGCUGCCGUUCAAGCGGCGCGUCCGGCUGGACCGGCGACGACGCAAGGACGGCCGCAACAAGACUGCGCCGGCCGCGACCCAGGGGACCCAGGGCGCUGCUGCCGGCGAGGCCGAGGCGGGUGAGUCGGCGCCGCACUCGCCGCGCAAGUCGUCCUCGAGGCGGCCCGGCCCCAGCACCAAGCUCAACGUGAAGAAGGCGGCCAAGCGCGCCAAGAAGGAGGUGAUCGACUACAGCGCCAAGCAGAGCCCCAGCUGCAGCGACCAGGACAAGGUGCUCGGCGGCAGCAGCCCGCUCGCCCUCACGCCCAGCGACGACCCCAUGGGCAAGGUGCAGAACUGGCUGCUCAGCUCGCAGCUGCAGCAGCGGCCGGACGUGGAGGCCCCCGUGCAGCCCACGGGCCGGCUGGACGCGGACCGGGUGCGGCUGCAGGUGCUCUACAAGACGCCCUUCAAGUUCCGCCUCAAGCUGAAGGGCUCCGGGCCCUCCGGCGUCACGACCAAGCUCAGUGCGGACCGCGUGCGCAAGCUGCCCCCCACCCCCAUACAUAUUAUGUUUCUUUCCAUUCUAAUCUUCUGCAUGUGCCCUUUAACAUUUAGAAGAUUUAAGUCAAGUCAAAAGAACUUAGGGGAUGCUGACUAA
Molecule: messenger RNA, 3714 nt
Organism: Thrips palmi
Lineage: Eukaryota; Metazoa; Arthropoda; Insecta; Thysanoptera; Thripidae
Product: disintegrin and metalloproteinase domain-containing protein 10
Exons: 13
Coding region: 280-3714 (1144 amino acids)
Biological process (GO): membrane protein ectodomain proteolysis; Notch signaling pathway
Cellular component (GO): plasma membrane
Molecular function (GO): metalloendopeptidase activity
Source: RefSeq, a predicted model, not a curated record